This is a messenger RNA of Nannospalax galili (Upper Galilee mountains blind mole rat), 564 nucleotides long. RefSeq names its product transcription elongation factor A protein-like 4. The record is from RefSeq and is a predicted model, not a curated record. Lineage: Eukaryota; Metazoa; Chordata; Mammalia; Rodentia; Spalacidae.
GACAUGGAAGAACUCUUCAGUGACAAGGGAGGAACACCUUCAAACCAAGGACAGAUGAAAAAUGAGCGACAUCCUCAGGAGAAGGGACAGACAGAAGUAGCUGGUACUCGGGAAGACAAGGCCAUCUCAGAAAACCAGGGAAAGGCAGAUGAGGAAAUGCCAAGGGGUCAGGAAACGCCAGAGCUUGAGAGAAAUGCAGGGCAGGGGGGAAAGCCAGCGAGAGAGGGGAAGCCAGAAAGUGAAAGAGGAGCUGCACGAAAGCGCCCAGCUGAGGACCAUGCACCCAGGAAAACCAAAAGAAAGACCAAGAAAGGGCUGGCCCAUUGCCUCCAGGAGUAUAAAGAGGCCAUCCAUGAUAUGAGCUUCAACAAUGAGGACAUGAUUAGAGAAUGUGACAACAUGGCCAAGGUAAAGGAUGAGGAGAGAAAGGACAAGCUGAAGAUGGGGCGAAUUUUUUGGAUGCAAAGAAGUUUACAGCACCCCGUCUACCCAAGGGGCCCCAGGGAAUUCAGGGGUGGCUGCAGGCCUCCAGGCAGGGACAUUGAAGACAUCCCGUAUGUCUAA